AUGGCUGAAGAACCAAUUUACUGUCAUAAAAGGAGCAAAUCGAGCUUCUUCCUUAACCCUUGGUUCCCUUGUCUACUAAUGGGUUCUUGCCUCAGUUCUCGUGUUGAUAGUACGUUCUCUGCAACUACAAAAUAUUCCCGUGAUCUAAAUAAAGAAAAGUUUGUCUCCUCAAUUUUGACUUUUGGUCAACGGUUUGUGUGUUGUGCAGAUAAGAGCAGUGGUCUCUACGACCUUCACCUCUCGAGUUAUAACUCAUCAUCAUCGGCGGCUCAUAAGAGAGAAGGAGAGAUACUUAGCAAGGCGAACGUCAAAAGCUUCAGCUUCAACGAACUCAAACUCGCGACCAGAAACUUCAGAUCGGACUCUGUUGUCGGAGAAGGCGGCUUCGGUUGUGUCUAUAAAGGAUGGAUCGAUGAGACAACUCUCUCUCCAGCUAAAUCGGGCACUGGUCUUGUAAUUGCUGUCAAGCGGCUUAACCCUGAUGGGUUUCAAGAUGAUGUGAAGUGUAAGCCGCUCUCUUGGAUUCUACGGAUAAAGGUUGCGCUUGAUGCAGCUAAAGGGCUCGCGUUUCUUCAUAGCGACCCUGUCAAAGUCAUAUACCGAGACAUCAAGGCCUCCAACAUCUUGCUCGACUCGGACUUCAAUGGGAAACUUUCAGACUUUGGGUUAGCGAGAGACGGUCCAAUGGGAGAAACAAGCUAUGUUAGUACAAGGGUCAUGGGUACUUUUGGCUACGCCGCUCCCGAGUAUGUGUCCACAGGUCACUUGAAUGCUAAAAGCGACGUAUACAGUUUCGGGGUCGUGCUUCUAGAAAUACUCUCUGGAAGACGAGCGUUGGACAAUAACCGCCCGGCGAAAGAGCAAAACCUUGUGGACUGGGCUCGACCUUACCUCACGAGCAGGCGAAAGGUGUUACUAAUUGUGGACACUCGUCUUAACUCACAGUACAAACCAGAAGAGGCAGUGAGAAUGGCGAGCAUUGCUGUGCAGUGCAUCUCGUCCGAACCAAAGUCGCGCCCGACCAUGGACCAAGUGGUCCGAGCCUUGAUACAACUGCAGGAAAGCAUGGCUAAACCGGGGAAAGUCGACCCGGUUAAGGAUACCAAGAAAGUUGUGGGGUUUAAAACCGAAGACAAGUACCCCAAAAACGGCUUUAACAAGAAAGAAGUGCGUUACUGA
Molecule: messenger RNA, 1179 nt
Organism: Thlaspi arvense
Lineage: Eukaryota; Viridiplantae; Streptophyta; Magnoliopsida; Brassicales; Brassicaceae
Source: the annotation of a GenBank genome assembly